UGCAGUGGCAAGCCUGCUUCCCGUCAAGAGCAGCUCUGCACGGCCCCUCUGUGCAGGCUCUCCACCUCCUCUUUCUCUUUCUUUCAAACACUUAAUACAUUUAGAGACUGAUCUUGUGCAGAAAAUAUCCCUGACAUUUGAAGAGCUCCAGGGAUUCAGUGAGCAUGCUCCGUGCUCCCUCCCGCUGGGAAGAGGAAGCUCGUUUACAUACGAGUCAUACCAAGCAUAGCCAGCAUGUCAGCGCAGUUAACUUGCAGCGGGCUGUGAGGAAAGCGAGCGUGGCUUUGUCCUAGGAAAUGUGCUUCGUGUUUUUCGUUUCCACUCCUUUUUUAUUUCGAAGAAAGACUCGUAAAGACUUCAGAAACGGUUUCUAAGUGCUUGAUUGAGGAUACAAAACAUAGACCAUCUACAAAUAAACCCUUGAAGGGUUUUGUGCGAGUUUGAUUUUUUUUGUGCGUGUAUUUUCCCCCCUCUUUUUUCGUUUUUCUUUUCUUUUUCUUUUCUUCCUUUUUUUGUUUUUUGUUUUUUGUUUUGUUUUUUUUUUGUUUUUUAACUUUUACAUACUUUGUUUUGAUCAUCUGAGGCUGGGCCUCCCGUCUUUGUGAAGUUUAAGAGAAAGCCAGGAGCUACUCAGCAGUAACUGAUUUUUGAAACGUACUCUUUUGAGGCGAAAGCAGAGAGCUGGUUUUCUGUGCUAGCCCAAUAAAUGCUAUUUAUGAAGAUGGAUCUGUUGAACUACCAGUACUUGGACAAGAUGAACAACAAUAUCGGCAUCCUGUGCUAUGAAGGUGAAGCUGCUCUCAGGGGAGAACCCAGGAUGCAGACCCUCCCUGUGGCAUCUGCCCUCACCAGUCACCGCACAGGUCCCCCGCCCAUCAGUCCCAGCAAGAGGAAGUUCAGCCUGGAGCAAGGGGACGAUGGCCUGGACUGUGAAAACGACCAUGCUUCCAAGAUGAGUCGCAUCUUCAACCCCCAUCUGAACAAGACUGCCAAUGGAGACUGCCGAAAAGACCCCCGGGAGCGCAGCCGCAGCCCCAUCGAACGUGCCGUGGCCCCCACCAUGAGCCUUCACAGCAACCACCUGUACACGUCCCUCCCCAGCCUCAGCAUGGAGCAGCCCCUGGCGCUGACCAAGAACAGCAUGGACGCCAGCAGGCCGGCUGGCAUCGCGCCCACGCUGACCCCUGCGGAGCGGCAGCAGAACCGGCCUUCGGUGAUCACGUGCGCCUCAGCCAGCACCCGCAACUGUAACCUCUCGCACUGCCCCAUCGCGCACAGCGGCUGUGUGGCGGCCGGGCCAGCCAGCUACCGGAGGGCCCCAAGCUCCACCACCACCUGUGACCCUGUGGUGGAGGAGCACUUCCGCAGGAGCCUGGGCAAGAACUACAAGGAGCCCGAGCCGGCGCCCAACUCGGUGUCCAUCACGGGCUCCGUGGACGACCACUUUGCCAAAGCCCUGGGUGAUACGUGGCUUCAGAUCAAGGCGGCCAAGGACGGCGCAUCCAGCAGCCCCGAGUCAGCCUCGCGCAGGGGCCAGCCCUCCAGCCCCUCGGCGCACAUGGUCAGCCACAGUCACUCUCCCUCCGUGGUCUCGUGAAGGGAGCACACCACCCUUGAACAAGAUGUCAAUCUGCAUGGUUUGCCUGAGCUUUGAACAGUCAGUGCUUAAAACACAGAAAAAAAAAAAAAUUUGUGGGGGGGUGGGGUAGGGGGAAGGGUAGGGAAGGGAUGGUUUAUUCGCAAAAACCAUGUCGUUGGGAUUUUUGUUCUGUUUUGUACUUGCUUGGUAUUCGUACCUGGGGGCCCUCCGACACGAGAGCAGGAGCUGCACGUGGAGCAUCCGAUGUAGCGUCCUACCUUCCUGCCUCAGUUACCAAAGAGACCUCUGACGCAGGUCCGCUGCCCUGACGGGGGCCAGGACUCCACGGCGCACGCUUUCUCAGUCACAGGCCAUGACGUUGGUGACUCAAAUGCUUUGUGCUUUUUAUUUGCUUCUCGAGACCAGGGUGUGUGUGGCUUAGCUUCCAUUGCGUGUUUGGUCCGGCCCGCGCGUGCGUGCGCGCGCGUCUACUUGAAGAGAACAGAGAACUGUCGCGUCUGAUUUGCACUAUUGGAGGAGGGCUAAAGUUGCCUGCCUGACAACUUUAUGUGAGAUGCUAGUACUCUGAGGGCAAACUGCUGAAAAACAAAGGGUUUAAGGAUGACAUUUCUGACCAUUUGUGUUUUUUUUUGUUUUUUUUUUUUGUUUUGUUUUAAUUUAGACAAAACAGCUUUGGAAGGGGAAGUCUCAUACAGGUUAUAGGUCUUUCUCUCUAGAUUUCAGGUGCUCGCAACUGGACUGCAGACUCUACCAAUCACGGGCAUUUUUACCUUUCCUAAACACUGCAGUUUGUUAGACUAGAGCUGAGGUUGGACGAUUCUAUAGUGCUUUCAACGUGAUGCAUGUUUUAAUGGAGAAAAAUAGCUGGUUUCUAUUAAUUGUAUAGAUAAACAAGAACCUUAAUACUUACUAGCUUCUUUUCAGAAUUAGUUUAUUUUUGUCAGUUACAGUCCUAGAUAUACUUACUGCUGGUACAGUUGUACUCUGAGAUUUGUGUUUGGUCGUCACACUACUCCUGAGCAGCGCGGGGCCGCCCGGCCCUGGAGACGGGCAGUCGAGUCGUUGGUCAGCCGCGGUGCAGGAUGCUGGAGUUUUUGCUGCCGGCUGACAUUUAUUUUUUGCAUCCCUGUCUGCUUAUUACUAGUGCCCAGGGGAGUUGGGAUUUGUGUCUUCCAACUUCCCUCCAUGCAGAAACUGUUCCCUUUCAACCCUUUUGGCUGAACAGCAGAUUACUGACAAUCUGUGAUAUGGUAUUUUGUGUGCUUCCUCGUACGCUGGGGCCAAGGCAGUAUACAUUCCUCUGACUUUAUACAGUUAUUACUGCAUUUAUUAUUGUUUGCUAUAGUAAUAGCUACUAACUAGAAAUUAGGCAAAGAAGAAAGCAUGACGGACACAGCUGUGGAUGUUGAACAGCUGCUCCUCUUUUUUGUGUUAAACGUACAUUUCUAUCCCCCCACCCCUCCACCGUGCGACAUUCCAGCCUCACCAGAGGGCUUAAGAAGACACCUGCCCUGGUGACACAGGCGUGACCGCCUCCCCUCCCCCCCGUGAGGCACCAUGGACUCUCGGGAGCCCUCCAGGCUGGUUUUCAGUGUAAGAAAAAUACAAGUUAGCUGGUUAAUUUUGAAAAUGGUCACUGGGAAAAAAAGGUCAGCGGAUUGGCUCUUGCUGUGGUCACAGGGUGGCCGCAGGUCUUUCAAAAGGCGAAAGAAAAGCCCUUCUCCUCUUGCCCCUGCACACAUUUCACUCCCACUUACUGGGCUUCCAGGCUUUCGCGUUCAGGCCCCUAUAUUUUCUGUAGGAAGAAAUCAGUGAGAACACUUUUUUUAUAUAGGUAACUUUAAGACCAUCAUUACGCUGUGCGUAAAGAAUGUACAGAGAAAUUUGUAGGUAUUUUUUGAAGAACAAUUAAUUUGUUAAUGAUAUGUAGCUAUUUAAUUUUCCCCUUUCCUAUUGUAAUCAUUUUUUUUUUGGUUUGGAAAAAAAAGUUGAUCUUUUUUUUUUUUUUUUUGUCGUAGAUUUGUCUGUAAAAGUGCAGGAACACAGUUAUUCUAUGAGAACACUGCAUCUGCCUUAAUAGCCACUAGUUUGUUAUUGCUACAGGCUACUGAGCGUUCACAGGAAAACAACCCCACUGCCGGUGGGCUCUGUGAAGAGCAGGCUCCUGGGACAGCCAUCUAGUCUGUCCCCAAGCGAGGCCAUUGCUUUGGGAGGAACGGCCCUGGGGCGCUGGCCUAUCUGGGAUAGGCGGUACCCUGGAGGGGCACCGGCAAGUGGGGAAGCAGAAAACCAAACAUUUCACUGGGAAAGGACACACUCCCUGGCCUCGGGAGGAGCACAGUGAGUUCUUCACAGAGCCACGCCGUUGCAGUGAGUUCUGACCGUUCUCUCCAUGUUUGUAAAUCUGUAAUAUACCAUUCUCUGUGGCCUGUUUUCCUGGAAGAAAAAAAAAAGGUUUGGCAGGCCAUCUUUUUUUUUGUACUUAAAAGUAGCCUUAAGAACAAUAAUAAAGUGCUCUUAAACCACA
Leopardus geoffroyi (Geoffroy's cat) is the source of this 4127-nucleotide messenger RNA. It is a transcript of the gene VGLL4, whose product is annotated as vestigial like family member 4. The coding region runs from base 707 to 1597 and encodes 296 amino acids. Gene Ontology annotation, molecular function: transcription coactivator binding. Lineage: Eukaryota; Metazoa; Chordata; Mammalia; Carnivora; Felidae. Gene Ontology annotation, biological process: negative regulation of DNA-templated transcription. The record is from RefSeq and is a predicted model, not a curated record. The transcript has 5 exons.